This is a messenger RNA of Aplosporella prunicola CBS 121167, 438 nucleotides long. RefSeq lists its product as uncharacterized. Gene Ontology annotation, biological process: proteasome assembly. NCBI's taxonomy places the organism in Eukaryota, Fungi, Ascomycota, Dothideomycetes, Botryosphaeriales, Aplosporellaceae. The record is from RefSeq and is a predicted model, not a curated record. The transcript is spliced from 2 exons. The coding region runs from base 1 to 438 and encodes 145 amino acids.
AUGGCCGCCACCACCACCACCGCGACCCAACCCAUCCAGCUCUCCUUCCCCCUCCCCCACGCCGCCCAAACCCGCAUCCAGAUCCACCUGACCCAGCACAAGACCGCCCUCCUGCUAUUCAUAACCUCGACAACGCCAGACACGGACUCGGGCGCCGCGCCCAUGGGCAGCUUCGUGUACGCGAUACCCAACCGCGCCACGCCCACCGCCCAGCCCCUCAGCACCGCCCUCUACACGCAAACGCCCACCCUGGACGUCGCGACCCGGCUAGCCAAGAUCCUGGCAAAACGCACCGCCAUGCCGACGUACGUCGGCAACUCUGUUUCGUUUGCGAGCGCCGGCGCGGGCGGCUCCGUCGAGGAGGAGAUGGAGGGCGUGCGGCGCGUCGUUGAGGUUGUCAUGGGCGUGGUGGGGAAGAACAAUGGUAAUAUGCCUUGA